Messenger RNA from Meloidogyne enterolobii, 1491 nucleotides. Lineage: Eukaryota; Metazoa; Nematoda; Chromadorea; Rhabditida; Meloidogynidae. The record is from the annotation of a GenBank genome assembly.
AAAAUGAGAUUAAAAAUUAUUUUAUUUUUAUUUAUUAAUUAUUUAAAUAAAUAUAAUAAUGCUCAAGAAGGUGCUUUUAGAAAGAAUUACAUUGUAGAGAAAAAUCAGACUUGGAAUGGACAUUUUUAUAUUUUACGUGAUGAACAACCCUUCUUUAGAGUUUUCCAUGAAACACAUAGAAAGGCUGACAGGCCGCCAGACUAUAUACCAACAUCUAUGAAAACACCUAUGAAUAAAGUAUUCCGUGAUAAUCCAAAUGCGGGUAGAAUGUCUAACGAACCUCCCUCAAUAGAUGCUCAAUUAAUGGAAGAACACGGAAGUGAUCAACGUUUGAGAGAGGCUGCUCAAUUUUGGCAUGAACAUAAUCAAAAAUUAAUACAUAAUCAAACAAAUAAUCAACAACAAAAACAUUUAGAACACAAUUAUCCUUUUCAAAGACGAGUUAAACGUGCAGAAAAAUCACAAAAUAAUAAUUUAAUAAAAGAUGAUUCAAAAACUUUAAAUGAAUUAGAAAUAUUAACAAAAUCAUUAAAUUCCCAACAAAGAAAAUGGAUGAAAGCCGCGUUAAAUGAAAUAAUGAAGGAAGGAGGGGGAGGGGAAGGAGAACAAAAUAAUGAAGAUAAUAUACAGGAUAAUUCUAUGGUUUUAACUGUUAUUGAAAGAAAUCAAAAUAAAUCCGAAGCUAAAUUUGGCCAUCACCACCUACCCGCUGGCGAACAAAAAGAUUCGGCUACAUGGCCGUGGCAACUUUGGCCUUUUAUGCAUUGUUUAACUUUAGAAUGUAUUUGCCCUUUAUUUAGAGGAGACGUUUCUGGCAAUCAAUGUAUUUUACCUAAUGGAAAACCUUUACAAAGAGCAAUUCGAAAAGAAUUUCGGACUCUUAAUUCUGAAGAAAUGGCUUUGUUUUUGGAGACUAUGAGAAGAUUUAAAAAGAGUGGUUAUUACUCUCGUUUGGGAAUGAUUCACCGAAGAUCAGGCGUCCAUUCAGGUCCUUCCUUCUUUCCGUGGCACAGAGAAUUUCUUAAAAGAUUAGAGAUUGUUUAUCGUUCUUUUCACCCUGAAAACACAGACCCAGUACUUGGACUUCCUUACUGGGACAGCUCUUUGGAUGGAGGACUUCCUGCACCGGAAGAUUCAAUUAUGUUUAGUGAUUAUUUGCUUGGUGAAGCUGACGAUUUUGGUUUUGUUACAAACGGGCUUUUUGCUAAUUGGACAACUAUGGAUGGCAGACAUUCAUUUCAACGAAUGUUUGGAGAUCAGGAAGAUGGUGAAUUUUUCAAUGAAGGCAGAAUUGAUUAUGUGCUUUCACAAACUAGUGUAGAUAAAGUUUUGACAUAUUCUUUACCUUUACAUACUUGUGUUAAUUAUGAAUUAGAUGACCGUUUUCUUGAAUAUUCACAUGAUUAUGUUCAUUAUUUUAUUAGUGGAGAUAUGCAGGAACGUUUUAGUUCAAGCAAUGAUCCUAUCUUCUUUAUGCAUCAUGGUCUUUAA